Balaenoptera ricei (Rice's whale) is the source of this 954-nucleotide messenger RNA. It is a transcript of the gene TSPO2, whose product is annotated as translocator protein 2. Gene Ontology annotation, cellular component: membrane; endoplasmic reticulum. Bases 418 to 933 code for a protein of 171 amino acids. The transcript is spliced from 4 exons. Gene Ontology annotation, molecular function: cholesterol binding. The record is from RefSeq and is a predicted model, not a curated record. Lineage: Eukaryota; Metazoa; Chordata; Mammalia; Artiodactyla; Balaenopteridae.
AUUACCGUGUAGGUGCUCCCAGAGGCUGCCGGCUUUUCCAGGAACAGUAGUUCCUUCUCUGAGAGAGAGGUCAGCCAGACCCCGUCGCCAAGCCAGCGGACAAGUGGAGGUGGGCGGGGAAUCCAGGCAGCAGUGGCCUGGCACUUCCCGCUUCCCGGCAAAGUCCUGCCUCUCAGCUGCCCUAAGGAGGGGUGGGGAGUCUAUCCCUGUCUAUUGGCAAAGUCCAGCCAAGGUGAGGGAGGAUCGCAGGAGUCAGAGGACUGGGUCUAGGACUAGUAGUCUAGGUCUGGAAGGGAGGGGACAGAGGGAGACAACCUGGGUACAGGUGAGACCUCUCUAGAGUGCCCUCUGCUGGUCAGUGGCUGUCCCCCGCCAGAGACUAUUAAAACGGCACAAGACUGUACCUCCUCAAGGAGAAUGUGGCCUCAAGGGGCCGCCUUUGUGGCCCUGCCCCUCCUGGGGCCCACCCUGGUCUGGCUGCUCACCCAUCACUGGAUGUCUGGUUGGUGUGACAGCCUGAGAAAGCUGCCGUGGUGCCCAUCCCACAAAGUCUUGCUGCUGGUGUGGACAGCCAUCUACUCUAUCACGGGAUAUGCCUCCUACCUGGUGUGGAAGGACCUGGGAGGGGGCUUUGGGCGGCCCCUGGCCCUGCCCCUCGGCCUCUAUGCUGUGCAGCUCGCCAUCAGCUGGACUGUCCUGGUUCUCUUGUUCACAGCCCACACCCCCGGUCUGGCCCUGCUGCACCUGCUGCUGCUCUUCGGGCUGGUGGUGAGCACGGCGCUGAUCUGGCACCCCAUCAACAAGCUGGCUGCCCUGCUCCUGCUGCCCUACCUGGCCUGGCUCACCGUGGUUUCUUCCAUCACCUAUCGCCUGUGGAGGGACAGCCUUUGUCCAGAGCACCAGCCCCAGCCCACGUGGGAGAAGAGUGACUGAGGCAGGGGGCAGGGGAGAGGA